UGCAGAUACGACCUAGAAGAUCCAAAACGACCUACACAGAUACGACUUACAUGGUUUGACCUUGUUAUAAUAUGUUCACGAAGAACAAUCAUGGAUCCGAUGAUGGGAGUUUGAUGAUCCACGCUUCGUAUUCUUCGCAAUGCAAUUAGUAUCAAAUGAUAGUCGUAAGGAUGAAGAUCUUUCGGAGAGCCAACCAAUCUUAUCCGGGUCUGAGGAUUCUUCACCUUCUUCAUGCGAAAUUACGACUCUGAGAGGAGGAGGAGGAGGGGGAGAUUGCGUCGUUGACGUUGAUGAUCCGAGAGCAAGUGCUUUGGUUGAUGAAACUUGUCAGCUUGUGAUUAAUUCAGACCAUCCGCAAUGCAGGAUAUGCCUUGAUUCCGGAGGAGAAGACCUGAUUGCGCCGUGCCAUUGCAAAGGCACCCAGAAGUAUGUUCAUAGAUCAUGUCUUGAUAAUUGGAGGUCAACUAAGGAGGGCUUCGCUUUUGCUCACUGUACGGAGUGCAGGGCAGUGUUUAUAUUACGCGCUAAUGUCCCUUCUGAUCGGUGGUGGUUGAGACUGAAAUUUCAAUUCCUUGUUGCUAGGGACCAUGCAUUUAUUUUCAUAACUGUUCAGCUGGUUGUGGCAUUCUUGGGUGUGCUGGUUUACAAGUUCUAUGGGGAAGAAUUAAGGGAAAUGUUUGGUUAUGAAGAGCAUCCCUAUGGCUUUUACACGAUGGCUGUGUUGGCCAUAGUUUUGGUGGGAUUGCUUUAUGGUUUCUUCAUUGCCAUAAUAUGUGGACAAAGGAUCAAUGAACGUCAUUAUCAUGUUCUUGCCAAACAAGAACUGACUAAGGAAUAUGUGGUGGAAGAUAGAGAACAUAGUAAGAAUGUCAGUGAACUUGACCCCAGCCAUGUAACAGAGCUAAGAAUGUUGGGACUUUAUUAAAUCUGAAGUUUUGAAUUUGGCAUAUAUGGGGUUUUUGUUCAGGCAUUCACCCACUCUGUUGGAUCAAUAAGAGCACAUUUUCACUAAAUUCCUUUCAGAUUGCCAGAAGGUUUCUGAUUCAAAGCAGAGUAUUCCAGAAUAUUCUGUUUAUUAAAUUCACUGUUUUUCACUGAACGAUCGUCGGCACAUUCAUUCCAUGUAAGGUAGCUGGGUGUAAUUUUUGGGAAAAGAAAUAUAAGGUCCCAAAAAGCUCAUCAAAGUUCGAUGGGGUUUGGGUGUAAUUCAGUGUUGUGUGUUUUACAGUUACUUAUACGAAUGAAUUCUAUUUCUCAUUGUAUGUUAUAUGAGCACGUCCUUGCAAAUGGGAUUAUGCUUUUGUACAAAUGAUAUAACAUGGGAUUCUGUUUUGCUAUUCAGAUGUACUGGCUUGCAUUGCUA
Molecule: messenger RNA, 1363 nt
Organism: Tripterygium wilfordii
Lineage: Eukaryota; Viridiplantae; Streptophyta; Magnoliopsida; Celastrales; Celastraceae
Product: E3 ubiquitin-protein ligase MARCHF2
Exons: 7
Coding region: 140-925 (261 amino acids)
Molecular function (GO): zinc ion binding
Source: RefSeq, a predicted model, not a curated record